UGGUUAGAUGCUCGACUGUGUCAGGCUCUUGUUUCUGUCAUAGAGUUGUAACAGUAUGACAGACCGUAGGGCUACAUAGACUGCUUUGUGGAGUAAAAACUGAAGUGUGGAGGGGCAACAAAAGUCUGAAAAGUCAGGGAAUCAGAGGGUCUUGAGGUGGAAAGUCAGGGAUGGCGACAAUCCCGGUCGACAUUAGGCGACUUCUGGAUGAUUGUGAGCUGUUUGUAUCCGAGAUCCUCCAAGACGAAGAUCUCAGUGAAAGUGCCCAAGAGACACGGAAAGUCUUACUAAAUAACUUCAGGGUCGUCCAUGUAAGAAACCCUCAAGAAUUCCCCUUUCCAUACUCAGCGGACUUUAGGGACGAGGAUGGUUCUGAUGACAACCGCAGUUCCAGUCUGGGCCGCUCUGCCCCAUCAGACGACGCCUCAGUAGCCUCUGACUACCAGGACGAUGGAGCCCCUGAGUACUUUGGUGACAUCCCUCCUGUGGCAGCCCAGGAACUCGGCAACAUCUUGAAGCAAGGCUACUUAGAGAAGAAACGAAGAGAUCACAGUUUCUUUGGCUCCGAGUGGCAGAGGAGAUGGUGUGUUCUCAACAAUUCAAUAUUCUACUACUUUGGGAGUGAUAAAGAUAAGCAGCAGAAGGGCUCCUUUUAUAUCAUUGACUACAGUGUGCAGCUGGUGACCAACCUGAGAAAAGACUCCAAAAAAGCGUGCUGUUUUGAGCUGUUUUGCUCCGGACGGCGGGCUUUCCAGUUCACUGCCAGCAGUCCUCAGGAGGCCAGAGAAUGGGUGGACCAAAUCAAUUUUGUACUUAGAGAUCUGCGCUCCACCUCCAUCCCUUGCGAUGAUGAUGAGGAGGAGGACGAGGAAGAGGAGACCUAUGAUGACAUUGAGGGGGUGACCGGCCCUCCCCCGCCUCACCCCGGCGCUGCCCAGGUCUCUCACAGCGGCAGACUGGGAGGAAGGCAUGAGACUGGGGAGGUCGACGAGGAGGACGAGGAUAUCUACGAGGUGCUGCCAGAAGAGGAUUUUCCAGAUGCGACAGAUGAGAGCAGUGAGAAAAACAACAAAACAGCUUCGUCAUCAGAUUAUGCUAACUACUACCAGGGUUUAUGGGAUUGCCAGGCCGACGAGCCGGACGAGCUGGCCUUCCAGAGAGGAGAUCUCAUCUACAUCAUUAACAAGGAGUACAACAUUCACGGCUGGUGGGUCGGCGAGCUGAACGGCGCUGUGGGUAUCGUCCCCAAGGACUUCCUGCACCCUGCCUACAUCCUCUGAGCUCCAACAGCGCUGCAGCUGAAACGUCCGGCCAUGAAUUUCACACACAGCCCCGUCAGAUAAUCUUUUGUCAUUUGAAAACUGAGACUGUAAGUUAUAUCAUGUAAAUCUGCUGUAGUGGUACUUAUUGCUGUACACAAUGAAUCAUUUAUAAAGGUCUUAUCUACAACAUUAAUGCACAAACUAGAGCUAAAACAAUUAGUUGAUUAAUCAGUCAAACAACAAAAAAAUGAAGCUACAAUUAACUUCAUAAUUAACUGUUUAUUUAAUUUUACAAGAAAAGUUUCUGAAAUGUACCAGUUUGUUGAUUUUCUGUGUUUUAUAUCAUUAUAAAUGAAAUAUAUUUGUAUUUUUUGACUGCUGGUUUGACAAAAAAGUAAUUUCAAGACGUCACUGGGCUCUUAUAAAUUGUGAUGGGAAUUUUUCAGACUUUAAUAAUGUUUUAAUUUUUCAUAGAUUGAUUAAUCCGAAGAUUAACUAACAGAAUAAUGAGUAAGGAAAUUAUCUCAUGCUUUAAUUAUUGUGGAUUGAUAAAUUUAUCAAUUUGCUGGUUAAAAUGGGAAAUUCAUUGAUUGUUAGUUACUUAUUUUCUCAUUUAAUCACUGACAUACAUGUUAAAAAAAGCCUCAGAUAUUAUGUACAAUAUGUAAAAUAUUUAAAACCACAUUGAAUCUGUUUUACACAGAACUCCCAAAAUAGCAAAAGCAUUUACUGCCUAUCCUAUUUUUCUGCUGAAAUUCAGUGUAUGGUUAUAGGUUUUAUUUUCAGCCACUAGGUGGCAGACUUGCUCCAAUAUCUUUUCUUAAAAUCUUGAGAUGUGUUUGAUCAGACAUAGAAACCACAGAAAUGAACAGCAACACGCAACGCAGUAAAGGAAAAAAAACUAUUUAUUUGAAAUAAAAUUAGAUUUACAUGGACACAGUCGCUCAGGUUGUUAUCGUUGCCCUUGUAGAUCCAUGUUACAAAAUCCUCCUUCAAAACAUUCUUUAAAAAAAGAACAAGUAAAAGCUAAACCCAGAACUCUACAAUCCACCGACUAGAGUCUAGCACAAUAAACUCUCGGUCCCUUUAAAAAAACAACAAAAUGAAUUAGAAUUACAAACAGCAGCAGCAGUAAUGUGUGAAAACAAUGAGGUCAAACUGCAGCUGAGUUUCAGACUGACUGGAAUUAAUGAUCCAGUGUGUUAAAUUUAGUGGCAUCUGGCAGAGAAGCUGCAGAACUGAAACUUUAUGUGUUGGGUUGGUAUCUGAGUUUUUGAGGUAACAAAAGUGAUUCUAAUUUUCAGGUGAUUAUACAAGAAUAAAAAAGUAGUUAUGACAGUUUUAAAAUAAUAAUUCUGCAAUUAAAUGCCCCUAAAUCCAACCUGCUGGACCUUUUGGACUGUGCGCACAACAGUGUACUUUUUUCAGUGUAGUGAUUCAACAAAAAACUAUGCUCACUUUCACCAGCUGUAGUUAAAUAGUGCAUGAGCCGAAUAACCUGGAAAAAUAACAAGUAAACUGACAACCAGACUGACUAUGAUAAAGCUUAGUGUGUGUAAACCACGGCGUUUCCUCUUUGUGAAGUUUAGAUCAUUAAAAAAAUCCAGAAAUUACAAGACCACAAGACUGAAAAGGUGUCCGUGAACACUGCGCGGAUUACAGUUCUUGCAGUGAGAUUUUUUUUAUGACAUCAAAUUUAUUGAUGUCAACCACAGACAUAUUUGGGCUAAAGUGUUUGCUGUUUACCCUUUCUGAUAAUAAAAUCACAUUAGCACUGCUGCCUAUAAAACAAUUUGUUCAGAGCAAUGCGUGCCACUUGCUCUGUUAGUUUGGCCUCAAUCCAAACAUGUUAAAAAACUAAAAUUAUCUUUGAUACAGUUUAUCUGUUUCAUCUGUAGUCUAAUCGAACCAUCUUGAGUUAAUAUGUUGCAUCAUAAACAAGAUGCGCCAAUUAUUACGGGAUUGUUGUCAAGCAGCAGGUCAAGAUUUUGAAGAAUUUUUGACUUUUAAACAUUAUCAGGAUUCUAUAGGACAUGGUUAAAAUCUAAAGUUAUUUUUACGGGUUUAAUAGUACGUGGGGCUGUAAAUGAGAGCGAUAAAAGCUGUGCGUGUGACUCUCCAGUGACUGUUAGGUUAGAUUCAAACUGUUUUUGGUUGCUGUAAUUGUUUUUC
Plectropomus leopardus (leopard coralgrouper) is the source of this 3434-nucleotide messenger RNA. RefSeq names its product src kinase associated phosphoprotein 1 (gene skap1). Lineage: Eukaryota; Metazoa; Chordata; Actinopteri; Perciformes; Serranidae. Gene Ontology annotation, molecular function: protein binding. Gene Ontology annotation, cellular component: cytoplasm; plasma membrane. The record is from RefSeq and is a predicted model, not a curated record.